This is a messenger RNA of Parus major (Great Tit), 2350 nucleotides long. It is a transcript of the gene TBX5, whose product is annotated as T-box transcription factor 5. Gene Ontology annotation, molecular function: DNA-binding transcription factor activity, RNA polymerase II-specific; RNA polymerase II cis-regulatory region sequence-specific DNA binding. NCBI's taxonomy places the organism in Eukaryota, Metazoa, Chordata, Aves, Passeriformes, Paridae. Gene Ontology annotation, cellular component: nucleus. The coding region runs from base 311 to 1939 and encodes 542 amino acids. The transcript has 9 exons. Gene Ontology annotation, biological process: pattern specification process; positive regulation of DNA-templated transcription; cell fate specification. The record is from RefSeq and is a predicted model, not a curated record.
UAGGUGGGCAGCAGCAAGAGUGGGCUGGGGAGAGCUGCAUCAGAUCAGGCUGAGAAAAGGGUGGGGGUGGGGGCUUUAUCUUGGUCUCAGGAUCCUUUCUAGUGCGUCUGACAACCUGGAAGUGUUUGGAGAGAGCAGGAGAGAGAGAGAGAGAGAAGCAGGCUUGCAUUGGAUAGACUUUUUUCUUCCAGGCUGGGUUUUCACAUGCUGAUCCGCAAAUAUAAAUAAAUAAAAGGAAAUAUGCACACGAGAAGCCUGAUCCCAUUGUAAUUUCCAUUGCAAACGGGGGAAAUAGAGCCACACAUUAUAUAUGUGGAGAUGCAUUGAUUGCAUGGAAUUCAACGAGCAAGUGGGGGAUUCGGCCAAGGAAGCUCGUAACAUGGCGGAUAGCGAGGAAGGCUUCGGGCUGCCCAGCACGCCGGCCGAUCCGGAGGCCAAGGAGCUCCAGGCUGAGGCCAAGCAGGACACGCAGCUGGGGGCCACCAGCAAGUCGCCCACCUCACCGCAAGCAGCCUUCACCCAGCAGGGCAUGGAGGGCAUCAAGGUGUUUUUGCACGAACGCGAGCUGUGGCUGAAGUUCCACGAAGUGGGCACGGAGAUGAUCAUAACAAAGGCCGGGAGGCGAAUGUUCCCCAGUUACAAAGUGAAGGUCACUGGACUCAAUCCAAAAACCAAGUACAUCCUGUUGAUGGAUAUUGUACCGGCGGAUGACCACAGAUACAAAUUCGCGGAUAAUAAAUGGUCGGUGACAGGCAAGGCAGAGCCGGCCAUGCCCGGCAGGCUGUACGUGCACCCCGAUUCCCCGGCUACCGGUGCCCACUGGAUGAGGCAGCUGGUUUCCUUCCAGAAGCUCAAACUCACCAACAACCACCUGGAUCCCUUCGGACAUAUCAUCCUGAACUCCAUGCACAAGUACCAGCCCCGGCUUCACAUCGUGAAAGCGGACGAGAACAACGGCUUCGGUUCCAAGAACACCGCCUUCUGCACCCACGUUUUCCCGGAGACCGCCUUCAUCGCCGUCACCUCCUACCAAAACCACAAGAUCACCCAGCUGAAGAUUGAGAACAACCCCUUUGCCAAAGGCUUCCGUGGCAGCGACGACAUGGAGCUCCACAGGAUGUCCAGGAUGCAGAGUAAAGAGUACCCAGUUGUUCCCAGGAGCACGGUGAGACAAAAAGUGUCCUCCAACCACAGCCCCUUCAGCGGUGAGACCAGGGUCCUUUCAGCCUCCUCCAACCUGGGCUCCCAGUACCAGUGUGAGAAUGGGGUGUCCAGCACCUCCCAGGACCUGCUGCCUCCUGCCAACCCCUACCCCAUCUCCCAGGAGCAUGGCCAGAUCUACCACUGCACCAAGAGAAAAGAUGAGGAAUGUUCCACCACCGAGCAUCCCUACAAGAAGCCCUACAUGGAAACCUCUCCAGCAGACGAGGACCCUUUCUACAGGUCCAGUUACCCUCAGCAGCAGGGACUGAACACGUCGUACAGGACUGAGUCGGCGCAGCGCCAGGCCUGCAUGUACGCCAGCUCGGCGCCGCCCACGGAGCCCGUGCCCAGCCUGGAGGACAUCAGCUGUAACACGUGGCCCAGCGUGCCCUCGUACAGCAGUUGCACAGUGUCUGCCAUGCAGCCCAUGGACAGGUUACCCUACCAGCAUUUCUCUGCCCACUUCACCUCGGGGCCGCUCAUGCCUCGCCUGGGCAGCGUGACCAACCACACGUCGCCCCAAAUCGCAGACACCCACAGCAUGUUCCAGCACCAAAGCUCCCACCAGCCCAUCGUGAGGCAGUGUGGACCUCAAACGGGCAUCCAGUCCCCUCCCAGCAGCCUCCAGCCCGCGGAAUUCCUGUAUUCCCACGGCGUGCCUCGAACCCUGUCGCCCCACCAGUACCACUCUGUGCACGGCGUGGGGAUGGUGCCAGAGUGGAGCGAGAACAGCUAACCAGGGGGGCAGGGAAGUGCCAGAGCCACGGGGAAAUCCGAGAAAACGGGAGAAGGAAAAGGAAAAGAAUCCCCCUGUUGAUAACAAAGCGUUUUGCAAGACUCCUUGAAGUGAAUGUUCACCGCUAGCACUCGAGAGGGACGGACACUGACUGAAAGCACGGCUGGAAGUCAUCGGCCUCGGUGUGACUUGUCCUGACCCCCCUUUCGUUUUCUUUUGUCUCAAAAGAAAAGCCAACAGCCCAGCACACUUCUGUCCCUCCACGGUCCCACCCAGUUUGUGUUGCUGCCACCACCCUCAUCCCCCCCCCGGCCUUCUGCUCUUUUUGUUCUCCAAGGGACACCGAACUCCUGCUGCCUUUCUCACCACAGUCAGAAUGCUUGAACGAGAACAAUUAGGAUGUUACUUUUU